GUUCCGCUCUGACGCGCCGUGUGAUCAGCAUCACUGCAACGCGACACUACAUAGCGUUAGCUGCGCACUCAGUACAUAACUCCGAGUCGAGGCUCAUCCGAGGGUGAAGCGGACUCAAACCUCGGCUAGCACAGACCACGGUCUUGAUGGAAUACGCCACAGUAGUAUCUGCACUUGCUCUUGUCUUUGCCACGACCGUCUUUCUCGCGGUAGGAAAAAUGUGGUUCUUUUCCAAGAAAUGGGACCCUCGCGGGCAGCACUGCUUCGUCACUGGAGGCUCUUCAGGCACGGGCCUUGCGCUCGCGCUGCUGCUCGUCAAGCGCGGUGCACACGUAUCCAUCGUGGCACGGAAUGAGGAAAAGCUGCAGAAGGCACUAGCAGAGCUCGAGGAACAGCGCCAGUCUCCAGAACAGAUCCUCAAGUCUUACUCGUUUGCUGUGGACAGCGAAGCAGGCUCCGCCGCGGCGCUCCAGGCUGCGAGUGAAGCGCAUGGCGGGCGCUGCCCGGACGCCUUCUUCCUCUGCGCAGGCGCUUCCAGGCCGUCGUUCUUCAUCGACCAGAACGAGGAUUCGAUGCGGAAAGAUAUGGAUUCGUCGUAUGGCGCUCAAGCGUUCACGGCAUUGGCCGCCACGAAGGAGAUGGUGAAGCAAGGUGUCAAGGGCAAAGUCGUCUUCGUCUCUUCUGUCUUGGGUUACUUCUCCAUUGUAGGCUAUUCGACAUACUCACCGGGCAAGUUUGCGCUGCGAGGCCUCGCAGAGGCCCUCCAGUCGGAACUCAUCCUCUACGGGAUUGACGUCCACAUCGUCUUCCCGGGCACUAUCUACACGCCCGGCUACGAGACGGAGAACCUCACGAAACCCAAAGUUACGCUGAAGAUCGAGGAGUCCGAUACUGGGUCAACCCCCGAACACGUUGCCGACAUGAUCUUCAAAGGCGUCCAGAGGGGCAAGUUCCACAUCACCGUGGACUUCUUGGGCCAUAUCUUCCAAGCAUCCUCGGCCGGGUCCUCACCGAGAAACAGCUAUCUCUCGGACAUGUUCUUCGCUCUCAUUGGCUAUAUUGCCUUGCCCAUCUGGCGGCUGACCGUGGAUUCCACUGUCCGCGCGCAUCGCGUGGAGCACGAGGAGUAUCUGCGCCAGCAAGGGCACACUGGUGCCAAAUGAUGAACUUGUUUUGGUUGCUCGAUCCUGCUGUGGCACUGCGGGGAUUCUGCAGCUGGUUCUUGAUGUCCCUUACUGUACUCGGUGCUUCAUUGUAUAAUUGCAUCUUCACGGCGUCAGUCCGCAAGAGUGAUACAGC
Trametes versicolor FP-101664 SS1 is the source of this 1299-nucleotide messenger RNA. RefSeq names its product oxidoreductase. Gene Ontology annotation, biological process: sphingolipid biosynthetic process. Bases 219 to 1163 code for a protein of 314 amino acids. Lineage: Eukaryota; Fungi; Basidiomycota; Agaricomycetes; Polyporales; Polyporaceae. The transcript has 8 exons. Gene Ontology annotation, cellular component: endoplasmic reticulum membrane. The record is from RefSeq and is a predicted model, not a curated record. Gene Ontology annotation, molecular function: 3-dehydrosphinganine reductase activity.